Messenger RNA from Cryptococcus amylolentus CBS 6039, 1903 nucleotides. RefSeq lists its product as hypothetical. Bases 13 to 1572 code for a protein of 519 amino acids. Lineage: Eukaryota; Fungi; Basidiomycota; Tremellomycetes; Tremellales; Cryptococcaceae. Gene Ontology annotation, molecular function: sphingomyelin phosphodiesterase activity. The transcript has 5 exons. Gene Ontology annotation, cellular component: cytoplasm. The record is from RefSeq and is a predicted model, not a curated record.
CUCACAAGCAACAUGGAAGACCACAGCCUCAAGGUAUUCUCCUUCAAUGUCUGGGGCCUCGCUAUCAUAUCCAAGGACAGGAUACAGAGACUACGUGCGAUCGCAGAGCACAUAGCAUCCGCAAGCUAUGACAUCGUAUGUCUCCAAGAGCUAUGGGUCUACAAGGACUAUGAGAUGGUACGGGAAGAGAUACAGCACGCCUUGCCGUUCUCUAGGUUCUUCCACACUGGCGCACUGGGCUCCGGCUUGGCCAUAUUUACCCGAUUCCCACUCAUAGGAGCACAAGCAUUCCCCUACUCUCUCUCCGGAACCCCGGCCCAGGCAUUUGCUGGCGAUUUCUUUGUCAAGAAGGCGGCGGGCAACGUGGUGAUCCUCCACCCCGUCCUCGGUGAAGUGGAGAUUUGGAACACCCAUAUGCACGCAGCAGGCGAGCACGGUCCUGACACGCGACAAGCCCACAGAAUCGCUGAAUCGUGGCAAUUGGCUAGCGCUAUCCGCGGAGGCGCUGCAAAGGGCAGGUACAUCCUUGUGACGGGCGACUUCAAUUCUCAACCAGGUUCUGUUCCGAUAGCUAUGAUGCGCGAUCACGCCAACCUACAAGACUCUUUCCUCGUUACGCAUCCUUCCGCCAAUACCGACCUUCCACAUCCCCCUUCCUCUGCUGAAGCUUUGAUCAAGUAUGGCACCACCUGCGACUCUCCUCUCUGUACUUAUUCAGCGGGAAAGCCCAUCCCCGGUAAUGUGCUAGAGCACGGCGGCAAGAGGCUCGAUUACAUCUUCUAUCGACAGCCUGCUGUGGUUAGGAAGAGGCCAUUGGUUUGGAAGUACAGGGAUGAUGCCGAGAGCGCAGGUGCUGAGAACGGCGGUGCUGGUCUCUCUGGUGAUGCGUAUAUUGAGACUGGCAAGCCUCUCCAGAACUCUAUGGCACAAGCUCCCAAGCUCCGCUGUAUCAGCUCCGAGGUCAUCCUCACCGACAGAGUACCGGGGCAUCAGUUCUCCUACUCUGAUCACUUUGCCCUUUUGUCGACCUUUACUAUUGAAGGCCCAUCUCAACAAUACCAAUCACAUGAGCCUCCUUCCGCCACCGACAACGGAUCCCAUGGUCCGUCCACGGCAAACUCGUUAGAGCCCCUCAUCUCUCAAAACGACCCCGAGCGCAUCGGAUCCAACUUGUACGCUGCUGGCGAUCCGUUCAAAUAUCCAUCGGAUAUUAACCUCUCACCUUCCACAUCCAUACCUUUCACUCAAAAGUCGAACACCAUCCGCUCCGCUCUGAAUACCCUCCGGCUCUAUACCCGUAUCUCUCAGCACACUGCCAAGCGUCAUCUCCAGAUCUGCUUGCUCGCCUUGCUGGCACUCAUUGGCCUGACGGUGGGCUGUGCGUGGCAGCCCAAGAGCUGGUUGCAACCCAUCUUCACCAUCAUCGGCGCACUGUUGGGUGCCACGGCGGCGACGUUCCUUUAUACUGGGUUCGUCUGGGGAAGAUGGGAAGAAGGGCUGUUGACAGAGAUCACGGAGGAGAUGGAGCUGGAGCUGAGGGUGGUUGAGAUGGAGGAGAACAUGAACCGCUAGGAGGAUGUGGGAGGAGGAUGACCUGGCGAUAGCUGUGCGGAGUUGAAUGCAGAUAUCGCGGAGUUAUAACCAUCACAUUUGCAUCUUCGUUUGUUGUGUGGCAAUAUCGAGCUCAUUAGAUGACUCACAUGAUGACAUCUUGAGAUGGUACUUUCAAAGGACAAGUGUCUAUUUUUCAGUUCACCCCCACUCAAGCCUGACUCCGCCGCUUGGUUAUGAUUAUCCACCUUGCUCACGCGACCACUCACAAAUAGCAAGUUACGGACAAAAAGGUAUUUUACAGUAGCUGUCUGUCUUUGAAUGAGAUAUUGUCUUUACUGGGAUCAUCAUG